Messenger RNA from Aspergillus novofumigatus IBT 16806, 1493 nucleotides. RefSeq names its product DNA-directed RNA polymerase II core subunit RPB3. The transcript has 3 exons. The record is from RefSeq and is a predicted model, not a curated record. Gene Ontology annotation, cellular component: RNA polymerase II, core complex. Lineage: Eukaryota; Fungi; Ascomycota; Eurotiomycetes; Eurotiales; Aspergillaceae. Gene Ontology annotation, biological process: DNA-templated transcription. Gene Ontology annotation, molecular function: protein dimerization activity; DNA-directed RNA polymerase activity; DNA binding. Bases 151 to 1161 code for a protein of 336 amino acids.
ACUGAACAAAGUCUUUUUCCAUUAGAGCCUUUUUAAAGCCACAGUUGCAGGGCCAGACUGUGGUUCGUCAGAAUCGCAUGAGUCGAGUAUAGUAUUCGACUACGGAGAAACAAGGGUGGCGACCAACAGCAGUGUGUCUUUAUCGCCAAAAUGGAUUAUGAGAUGGAUAUUGAGCCCACUGGGCCCCAGGUGACCGUGAGAGAGGCCGAGCCAUACCGCGUCGAUUUCAAACUCAGCUCCGUCGAUCUCGCCUUCGCCAACUCCCUUCGCCGAGUCAUCCUCGCCGAAGUCCCAACGAUGGCCAUCGACCUGGUCGAAGUCGAAAAGAACACCUCUGUACUCCCCGACGAAUUCCUCGCCCACAGACUGGGCCUCAUCCCCCUCAACUCGAAAAACUGCGACCAGGACGUUGAGUACACGCGCGACUGCGAAUGCGAGGACCACUGCGCGCGCUGCAGCGUUACGCUCACACUGCACGCGCGUUGCACAGGCGACGAGAUCAUGCCCGUCUAUGCGCGGGAUCUGGUCGUCAGCGGCGAGCGCGCCAACGAGUGGGUGGGGAACCCCGUUAUCACGGAUCCGGAGGGGAAGGGCCCUCUGAUCUGUAAGCUGCGGCGGGGGCAGGAGCUCAAGAUGAGCUGUGUUGCGAAGAAGGGGAUAGCCAAGGAGCAUGCGAAGUGGGCGCCCACUGCGGCGGUUGGGUUCGAGUAUGACCCGCACAAUAACCUCCGGCAUGUGGAUUACUGGUACGAGGAGGAUCCCAUUAAGGAAUGGCCCGUCUCCGCAAACGCCGCCUGGGAACACGCCGCUCCCCCUGACCAACCGUUCGACUACGACGCUCAACCAAACAACUUCUACAUCGACGUCGAAAGCAUCGGCAAUCUCGACCCGGACAUGAUCAUCCAGCAGGGCAUCAUCGUCCUCCAACGCAAACUCGCCACCGUCAUCUCCUCCCUCUCCGGCGCCGGCAACGGCGGUCGCAACGGCCUCCCCGAAGACGAGGAUAUGAUGGGUGUGCGCAGUCCCGACGCCUACGAGCCGCCAGAGGGCAUGGACGGCGGGUUCACGGCAUACGCCAACGGCGGCACGAGUGCCUGGGGAGCCAGCGCGGCAACUCCCUACGGUGCGACGCCGUACGGCGGCGGUGGGUACGGCUUCUAGGCUGUAGUCCUCCUUUUAAUCUUCCCGGGUCGAGACUAAAACUAAACUGAAAAUGAACAUGAAAAGUGAUUGAGGCCGGGGGUGGGGGGGCGGCGGGCGAAGAAAGCGAGACCUCUCUGUGGCCUACUCAAGCAUCCGAAACGGAGUUCUAUGGUGUUUUGUCUGGUUUUACGGGGCGCAAUUUCAAUGGGAUUCUCUUCCAUUCAAUAUUCAUCUUUUCUCUUUGACUGGUGGGAUCUUCUUUUGGAUUCUUAAACAGUUCUUGUACAUCUUGCUGCGAAAAUGAAAUCUCGGAAAUAUCAUCUAGACCGCGAACAUGAAGGCCUCAAAGU